AUGGCCAACGUUAUAGCCAACUCAGGCCACGAUGACAUGAUACAUGAUGCUGUUCUGGACUAUUACGGCCGACGAUUAGCGACUUGUUCGUCAGACAAGACAAUCAAGAUCUUCGAGGUCGAAGGCGACAAGCACACGUUGGUAGAGACGCUCAGAGGACACGAAGGUGCUGUAUGGAGUGUCGCAUGGGCACACCCCAAGUACGGCAACAUCCUCGCCUCCUCCUCAUACGACGGCAAGGUCCUCAUCUGGCGCGAGCAGUCCAACAGCUGGCAGAAGAUCUACGAGGUCGCUCUUCACACGGCCUCGGUCAACCUUGUCGCAUGGGCACCCCACGAGGCAGGCUGCCUACUCGCAUGUGCUUCCACCGACGGCAACGUCUCCGUACUCGAAUUCAAGGAUAACAACUGGACACAUCAGCUUUUCCAGGCUCAUGGAAGUGGUGUCAACAGCGUAUCAUGGGCUCCUGCUAUUGCGCCUGGACAAGCCGUCAGUGCUGGCGGCAACCAAGUGGCUGCCAGGCGGCUGGUAACUGGUGGAAGUGACUGCCAGGUCAAGAUUUGGGAAUUCAGUCCCGACAGCGGCAGCUGGCAAAACCUGCAGAUACUCCCUGGCGGUCACCUGGACUGGGUGCGCGACGUAGCCUGGUCACCCACUGUUCUGUCAAAGUCAUACAUUGCCUCUGCCUCUCAGGAUAAAACUGUCGUCAUCUGGACCUCUUCGGAUUUGCGAGGCGAGUGGAAGCGCACUAAGCUGGAUGUUGAUGCCGCCGCCUGGCGCGUCAGCUGGAGCUUGAGUGGCAACGCAUUGGCCGUGAGCACUGGCGACAACAGGGUCAGUCUCUGGAAGGAACGGCUCAGUGGUGGAUGGGAGUGCGUCAAGACAAUUGAGGAGUGA
This is a messenger RNA of Bipolaris oryzae ATCC 44560, 897 nucleotides long. RefSeq lists its product as uncharacterized. Gene Ontology annotation, cellular component: nuclear pore outer ring; COPII vesicle coat. The transcript has 4 exons. The coding region runs from base 1 to 897 and encodes 298 amino acids. The record is from RefSeq and is a predicted model, not a curated record. Gene Ontology annotation, molecular function: structural molecule activity; protein binding. Lineage: Eukaryota; Fungi; Ascomycota; Dothideomycetes; Pleosporales; Pleosporaceae. Gene Ontology annotation, biological process: protein import into nucleus; positive regulation of TOR signaling; COPII-coated vesicle budding.